AUGGCUGUUCGAUACCUCAAUGUCAUUAUCAUCGGAGCUGGUAUCGCGGGACUGACAGCUGCGCUGGCACUCGCGCAAACCGGUCACUCAGUGACGAUACUAGAGAGUGUGUCCCGAAUCGCUGAGAUUGGGGCGGGCAUACAACUGGCGCCUAAUGCAUCACGUAUUCUCCAGAGGCUUGGGAUUUUAGAAGAGGUAAUGAAGGAGACCUCUGUGCUCUCUCGCGUCAGUAUUAGGCGAUAUGACAGCGACGAGGAACUAAACUCGGCACCGUUGAUGCCCUCUAUUGGAGACCGGUAUGGGGCACCGAUGGGUGUCAUCCACCGGGGAGACUUACAGCGUAUCCUCUUUGCUGCUAAGAAGAGCGGGUGUCAAGUUCUGACAUCUCAGACUGUGAUGGCCGCGGAUUCAAGCUUUUCUCCUCGGUUGCAAGUCCGAGACAACAGAACGGGGAUGACUUCUUGGUUCCUGGACGAUGUCGUUCUCGCGGCCGAUGGCAUUCAAUCGACGCUGAGGAAACAAAUGGCCUUAACAGGUGGCCACAAGGACCAACCAACACCUACAGGAAACGCGGCCUACCGGUUACUGAUCCCCCGGAAGCGGAUCCAACAUGAUGAAAUGUUGCUGAAAAUGUUGGAUCAAGACGUAGCAAUGCGAUAUAUGGGUCCUGGUGGACACAUCAUGGCCUAUCCCGUUAUGCGGAAUACAGUCUACAAUAUAGUUCUUUUGCAUCCUGCAAAGGCUACGACCAAAAUCGCGGACAACGCAUGGACGACCAAGGGUAGCCGCAAAGAGAUGAUGGCUUUCUACUCCAGCUGGUCACCUGCCAUCAGCGCGUGGCUAGAGUAUGCCGACGACGAGAUACUGGAAUGGACUCUGAAUACGUAUCCGCCGCUACCAUCAUGGGUCCAGGGUAGCGUGGCGCUGAUUGGCGAUGCUUGCCAUCCUAUGCUUCCAUAUGUGGCUCAAGGAGCGGCAAAUGCUAUGGAAGAUGCUGCCGUACUCAUGACAGCCUUCACCUACACCUCAGAUGUCGCGUUGUCACUGCGCAUUUAUGAGGCUGUGAGAAAAGAGCGAGCUGAGAAGAUUGCAGCAAGUGCGGCAGCCACGGGCAAGAGUCUCCACCUUCUUGACGGGCCGGAACAGCAAAAGAGAGAUGAGGCCAUUCGAAAUGCCGGCAAAGUGAAUCCGGAGAAGAAUGAUGAUCAUGCGGAUAAAUGGCGGGACGCCUCAUGGCAGGAUUACAUGUGGCGAGUAGACGUGAUGCGUGAGACGGUCGCGAAGUGGGAGGAGCUGACGGGGGCGCGGGUGAAGCAACCGACUCCGAGAUAUAAAAUGCUGUCGGGAUAUGGCACGGACCAUGUUGCGACGAUGAAGGCGCCUUCGCUGUUCGGAGCCUUCUACGGCACAUUCUUCGUGACUCUAGCUAUCGCUUUAGUUGCAUUAUUGUUCGUCCCCCCCGCCGAUGCCUUCCAUCAGGCCAUCAAGAACGGUCAAAAAUGGAUUGCGGUCGUCAUAGUGGUCGGCUACGCUAUGACCGUUGCUGUUGGGAUUUUCCUCUACUCCUCUCGACUUUAUACCAACAAAAGAGUUCUUGAAGGCAUACCGAAGACAUAUAUACCGGUGGAUAAAGGGGAUGUGACGAAGAACGUCAGGAAAAUGGUUGUCGCGAGUCUGACCAGAAGUGCUGUGAUAGCAUGGGACUCCAGGCCUCGUGUUUCCCCACAACCAGCAACCAUGGUCUCCGGGCCAGAUGCCCGAGAUUCGAUUGUAAAGGCUCCCGAGCCAGAAUCCGAAGAUAAGACGGGCCGAGGCUUUUUGCGCAGGCAUCUCACACAACCUGAAGAGGAACCAACUGUCGCUAUUCCACCUCGGAGUCCAUUUUGGGGAAACAUUGCUCACAAUGGAUGGGCCUCGCCCGCCUCGCCUGACUUACCAAACUUACAAUACACUGCAGUAAUCUUAGAAUUACCACAUCUAAUAGAAGCAAGGGCUGUCUCCUUAGCACCACCGGAUCCAGAAUCAACUACCGAGCCAGCACUACCCGACAUCAGAGCAGUGGACCUGCUACAAAGACCAGCUUCCAUGGGCCUUCGAGAUUACAUCGGCCACUUAGUAACCAUUGGCGUGCUAACGUCGCCUUCGACAGCCACAGACUUCCUCUCCACGUAUGAAUAUGCAAGGUUCGGGGGACGACCACUCAACGAAGAACAAUUCCGCGACCUGAUGAAGCAAUUUGCCGAGGUCCUUCGCACUAUGUCCGCACUCAGUCCCGCCGCCCUGUCAAGUCUAGAUAUCGAAGAAGACAGCGACGUCGACGACGAUGCGUCCCCCAGUAGCACACCCGUGACCCCACGGAGUCGCUCCCUAGCAUCCUCCCGCAGCUUCACCAGCCUCAGUGGAAGCGAAGGCACCAUCCGCACGGCUCUGUCAAGACGCGUAGGCACUCUUGCGUCAACAAGACGGUCUGACUUUACUACCGCGCCUGCGACGCCGAGGAGUAGAAAGCGCGUUGUGUCACGGUCGCCAAGUAUGAACAGCUUUGCGCAGAGUAGGAGGACGUGGAAUGCGGGGUGCGACUCUUCGAGCUCGAGUUUACGAUCUUCAAGCAGUGUGAUCAAACUCAGCAGGACGAACGAGGAUGGGGGGUUACCUUAUACGCUCAAUGUACCUGGGGCGCGAUAA
This is a messenger RNA of Lachnellula hyalina, 2685 nucleotides long. Its product is annotated as FAD-dependent monooxygenase. Gene Ontology annotation, molecular function: monooxygenase activity; FAD binding. Gene Ontology annotation, biological process: secondary metabolite biosynthetic process. The record is from RefSeq and is a predicted model, not a curated record. The transcript is spliced from 3 exons. Bases 1 to 2685 code for a protein of 894 amino acids. NCBI's taxonomy places the organism in Eukaryota, Fungi, Ascomycota, Leotiomycetes, Helotiales, Lachnaceae.